Messenger RNA from Vespa velutina, 610 nucleotides. RefSeq lists its product as uncharacterized. The transcript has 3 exons. The record is from RefSeq and is a predicted model, not a curated record. Lineage: Eukaryota; Metazoa; Arthropoda; Insecta; Hymenoptera; Vespidae. The coding region runs from base 156 to 527 and encodes 123 amino acids.
UCGAGAUAAAGCUCGCAAAACGUUUUAACGCUUACACCCAAACUUCUAGGAAACGUAAAGGAAAACGUGCUAAUUUUAAUAAAGGAGGUACGGCUCGUUUAAGGUGCAGAGAGGGCACGUUUCGCGUGCAUAAAAUUUAUGGAGAUGGAAAUUGCAUGUUCCGUGCGCUCAGUUAUAUUCUUUGGCAAAAUGAAGAAGAGCAUCAAUAUUUACGUAACACGGUUGCUAAAUAUAUAAAGAAUAAUUGGCACGAGUAUGGUGCUUUUGUAAUGGCCGAGUGGAAUAUAUCAAAUCCUGAAGAAUAUUAUGAGCAUAUGAGAAUGGUUGGGACGUUUGCAAGCGAGCUCGAAUGUACGGUAGCAACGAAGCUUCAUCAUAUGAAUCUUUCCAUCUAUCGUGAGAUCGAAGGCAAAGAUGAAUUAGAACGUGUUUUUCACAGUCAUGUUGACUAUUAUUACGAGACUGCGAGGUUGCUCUUCACCGGACUUUCAGAAAGUGGUCAUUAUGAUGUUUUACUCAACGAUUAACUAUAUAUUUUUUUUUAGAGAAUUUUUCUUUUUUUAUUAUUAUAUAUAUGUGUGAAAGGGGAGAAAUAAAACAUUUUCGAUGU